AUGACUUUUGUGUGUUUUACAGCUUUGUCAUGGGACUAUGCGGACGAAGCCCUGUACUACAUCAUUUCCAGCAGUCCGCCACAGAUCUGGGAUAUGGACCCGAACGACCCUCAGCACGUGACGAUGGUUCACCAAGCAAAGACGGGAGAGAACCCUCACAACAUGGUCGUCGUUCCCCACCUACACGAAGGGUUCUGGAUCAGCGGUGGCAGUGACCUAGAGUACGCGGAGCUGGGUUCCAGAUUCGACGUCGAGAUAAAAACCGUCAACCUACAAUACCCUCUUAAAAACCCGUCAAAACUCGUACACGACGUGAAAUAUGACUUGCUGUUCGCUGUAGUGGAGGGACUGACGGACGGUGGACACACGGAUCUGUACAGUAUCUACUACAACGGAACCAUGUCAGACUACAUGUUCAGUGACCGACAUAUAGAGGACAUCGUUAUAUAUAAUGAAUAUGCGGUGUUAGUUCACCGACAGGGUAACGCGUACAUACUGAAGACGUCCGACCUGGGACUCACCCUGCCACUUUACAACUCCGUAGAGCAGGGCCAGAUAACCGGGGUGGAGAACAUCACCGCCAUCAAAAUCUUAGACCUCGAAGCACUACAGCCACCAGAGCCACGCCAGUGCGACCAGACGUCGUACGGCGGUUGUGAUCAUAUCUGUGUUCCGGACUACACCAGCGGAACCCCCACCUGCGAGUGUUAUGUCGGGUACCAGAAAGCACAAGAUGGCACGUGUAAAACACAGCCCGUGAGUGACAACUUUAUCUUGGUGACUGACUACACGUACAACCAGAUCUUCCAGGUGUCACUGGGGGCAACCACACAAGCCGUGGCAGUACCGGUUCCCGACCUUGGACGGCCGGACGGCGUGUUGUGGGACCACACCCGGGGUCUCGUCCUCUGGUCCACCGACCGAUCCCGCAGCGUCUACUCCGCUAACCUGGACGGCUCCGAUCAGCGCGUCUUCGCCGAGCUGACGGAGCUGAUCGCCAAGCCAGACCGGAUCGCCAUCGAGCCGACGACAGGGAACGUGUACUUCACGGCGGUGUCGGACUUCUCGUCGGAGCUACAGGACUCCAUGAUCGGUGUGUUCAACGGAAACGGAAGUAACGCCGUCGUCGUGUGGGAAGGUCACCAGCCGCGAGACAUUGUCCUCGACUCUAGUGAGGGGGUAAUGUUCUGGACGGAUUUCGGGAGCUCGGCACCGGGCAUCUACAAGGCAAAUAUGGAUGGCGGCAACCAUAAGGAGAUCAUCCACAACGACAUCGUCUGGCCAAACGGCCUCGCAAUCGACCAUCAAGCCCAGCGUAUUUACUGGACAGAUGGAUUCCUAGACAGGAUCUACUCGACCAACUACGAGGGGGAGGACCGGACGUUGGUCCGCCAGCUGCCGCGACAGUCCCACCUGAUGGAUAUAGAACUGGUAGACGACUACCUGUACUUCACAGACAUAUACAAGAGGCAGGUGCAACGAAUGCGGAAGAGCGGCGAGGGGGCACUCGAGUCCGUGGGACCGAUGGAGAUGGGCAACCUCCAGUCCAUGUACAUCUUCCGAUCCACCGCCACUCUACCAAAGAGCAGCGCAUGUGCAGAGGACAACGGUGGCUGUUCUGACUUUUGCUUCCCGGCUCCUGGUGGCCAGCGGACGUGCGGCUGUAACUGGUACACCUCCCUCCUAGCAGACGGCAAGACUUGCGAAAACGUACCCCGCUGUCCCGUCAAAAUUCCGAAUGGUGUGAUUGUGGAGGACUCUUCCUGUGUACGUGCGCCGGGCCACGCAUGCGCAUUCAACUGCUCCGCCUCCUACACGGCACGGGCGGACGUGGGCUUGAUCACGUGUACCGAAAACGUGGACGAGGACGGAAAGCUAAUGUGGGACGUGCAAGAUCCGUGUGAAGAGAUACAAUGCCCUUACUUCAUAGACAACGGCCAGGUGAACUCGACUUGCUCGAUGCGACCUGGUGCGCUUUGCACGUUCGACUGCAACGCCGGAUUCCAGCCCGCCAUGGGUGCCCGCCACGUCAUGUGCCUGCGGGAGGGGACAUGGAACGCCACCAGCCGCAACCAACCCUUGUGUAUAGAAAUUGUUCGGUCGGAGCAGCUGAUUGCGGACGGAAGUAAGAAGGCGGCUAUCGGUGUAGGGGUAGGCGUGGGGAUCGCCGUCCUCAUAGUCAUCAUCAUCGUUGUUCUUUUUCUGCUGUACAGGCUGGGAAAGCUAAGUGUUCCAUUCCGGAAGAAAGAUGCGAGCAAUGGAAGUUCCUUCGAGAACCCGCGAUACCGGGAGAACAACGUCGACCUGCAGCCAGUCGGGACGCCGGAGGCCGGGAACGGGUUCGGCUACUCCAAUCUUGCCGAGGACAAGGCGGACCUGACGCAAGAGUCCUGGCGGCGGACGCAACAAGCGGCGCCCGGAAACACCUACGACAACAACGUUCCUAAACGCUAACAUCCGGUUGGGAUCCAACACGAUAGUAGCGCCUUCUAACACCUACUUCCGGUGGUCAUUACGAUAUGAGAAGCCCAUGUAAAUGACUUUGUGCUCCUGACACUUUAAAGACUUCGGUGUAAAAUUGUAUAGCACACGCUCAAACAGUGAUGGAAUGGCUGCCGUAUUUUUUAUAUUUAUGUACAAUACAUUGUGUACGAUAUGUUUUUGAUAUUUUUUAAUAUUUUAUACAAAUUUAUGUACGUUGUCAUGCAAACAUGUAUGUUCCAUGAAUGUGUUAUGUUACUUGAAUGUCUAAAACUUACAUUAAUGAAUUCCUACCCCAUGAUUAAACUUACAGAGCAAACCCUGUCACGUUUUCUCCACCAAGUAUAAUAAUAAAGCAGUUUAUGUUUUUAAAGCUUUGUUGAGACCCCAAUAAACUAUGGCGUUUGUUUAAAGAAAGGUGCAACUUCAUGCC
Messenger RNA from Mya arenaria, 2914 nucleotides. RefSeq names its product low-density lipoprotein receptor-related protein 2-like. The coding region runs from base 1 to 2454 and encodes 817 amino acids. The record is from RefSeq and is a predicted model, not a curated record. The transcript is spliced from 18 exons. Lineage: Eukaryota; Metazoa; Mollusca; Bivalvia; Myida; Myidae.